UGAUAAGUGGCGAUCGGUGGCGAUCUUGUUGCCAUACUGUUUAGGCACGUCACUUCCGGAUUGCUUGUUUCCUUUUUGGAUGUUUAUAUAUCAAAAGCCCAUUGAUUCAUUGAUUUUGAAUUAUAAAAAGCGUAUGGUUAUCGUCGAUAACCUGCUUUGAACCAAAUGCUUGUAUUCGUAAAGAUAAAUAAAACGGCUACGAUUGAAUCGUUGGUUAAUCUCUAACGAAGUGCAAAUGUUUAUGUUGACGGCGGUGAAGUAACUAAAUGAUUAAUUCUAUCUCUAAUUUGUUUGGUUUUCAUUAUAAUAUGUUGUCGCGAAUCAUUCGAAAUGAAAUAUGCUUUACAUUUUUAUAUCUCAGUUAUGAAAAGGAGCAGAAAUGAAGAGGAAACAUGGCAGAGACCGAACAAGAUCCCUCGGUCCGAGGUUGAAAAAAUAAUAUCAGAUAAGGUUGGGACUGCAGUGGAGCAGUCUGACCUCAAGAUGAAGAAUUUGAUGGAAAGAAUCAGUGUGGUGAAUAGUGAACCCAAAUAUGAUGCCAGAAUCAAGAAACUGGAAGCCCAUGUAAAGAAAAUAAAGCGAAGAGGAGAUGCAGUAUUUGCAUAUAUCAGAAAAUUCAGAUCCAUAGGGAUUUCUCACAGUCAGUCUCCCCCUUCUUUAAGUCCUCCGCCUGACCAUCCACAGCGAUGCAUCUCUCCAGCCGAACCAAUAAUCUAUAUGUCCAGAAGUUCGGUCAACGGAGGCAGUUUCAUUGACAACGCUUCAGUGUCAUCAGCAGUCAACGACUGUGUGAUGUCUACAUUGAGAAGACCAAAGGAAGGGUUCUGGCAGAGUUUGCGGUCUAAGAAACAGGUUGUUGACCUUACGGAGGAAGACAGAGCUGCCAGACUGAAAGAAGAGAGUCAGCUUACCCAGCCACCAGAUCAGAAAUUGGUACCUUCAAAACCAGAGCCAUCAAAACCCUCAAGUACGCCACCUAAAGCCAUAAAAGAAGAAAAUCAGAGUGUUAUGGAGGAGAACCGUGUCAUUUCUCCAGUACUGUCGGAAAAGGAGGACUGGCUCUCCAAACUCCAUCCUUUUCCGCACACCCCGUUCCCCAAGGAGCUUCCGGUUGUAGCUGCCUCUCAUAAUUUGCCCCAGAAGCUGGAUUUGAAACUAGCUCGGAUUGGACAAGAAUUAGGCAUCGCGUGGAACGUUGAACCGAAAGAUCCCCACGCAGCUGAGAUGGAUUGCUACUACAUUUACGUUUCCCAUGAACACAAAAACUGCACUUUUUCAGAAUGGAAGUGCCUCGGAGUGAUCAAGGCCAUGCCUCUUCCAAUGGCCUGCAAGGUGUCUGACUGCAAAGAUAAACGACUGUGUUUUACUGUUGUGGGGAAGGAUAUAUAUGGACGUUAUGGGCCGUACAGUGACAUAGGUACUGUUGCACCAGGACAAAUAUGAUUUUGGCAACAAUUCUCUAGUUUUUCGGAACCCUUGUUCAUAUUAGAAUUCAGGUAGGAUGAAAGGGACUCUUUAUAUUGAAAUAUGGAAUAAUUCAUUUUUUAAGAUUUAAAUUUCUCAAAAGAUGUUGAGUUCAGUAAAAAUAAAGUUGAAGCUGCUGUUUUUCUCCUUUUUUGUAUUUUAGUUGUUUUUCUUUCUCUGACAAGAGAAUAUGUUUGUUUUCGUUUGUUCUUCUAAAUGUCAGAAAGCCCUGAAAGUCCUCCGUGUUAUAUUUGAAAGGCACUACCACAGAA
Pimephales promelas (fathead minnow) is the source of this 1736-nucleotide messenger RNA. Lineage: Eukaryota; Metazoa; Chordata; Actinopteri; Cypriniformes; Leuciscidae. The record is from RefSeq and is a predicted model, not a curated record.